AUGCCUGUCUAUCACAUUGUCUUGUUCAAGCUCAAGUCCGGAGUAGAUAAGGAGCAACUCGACAAUUUCGCGGCCACGGCAAGAUCGAUGGUUGGCAAGAUACCUGGUCUUCUGGAUUUCCAGGUGGGGCCUGGGCUUGCGGUGACCGCCCACAGAGCUAAGGGCUACGACAUGGGUCUCGUCGCUACCUUGGAAAAGGUCGAAGAUGUCACCUCCUACGGCUUGCACCCUGCACACCAAGAGACGCACAGACUCAGAGAAGACUUAUGCGAUGAGACUCUGGCAUUCGAUUUCGAGUUCUCAGGAUAG
This is a messenger RNA of Letharia columbiana, 309 nucleotides long. RefSeq lists its product as uncharacterized. The transcript has 4 exons. NCBI's taxonomy places the organism in Eukaryota, Fungi, Ascomycota, Lecanoromycetes, Lecanorales, Parmeliaceae. Bases 1 to 309 code for a protein of 102 amino acids. The record is from RefSeq and is a predicted model, not a curated record.